AUGGCUCAAGACCUAGCCAGCUUCGUCACAGCAAGAGCCCUUCUGGGAUUCUUCACCACUUUCAUCAGCCAACCGAGCCCUAUUAUCAUUACUGAGCUGGCGUAUCCGACCCAGCGAGGCAAGGUGACGGCAAUGUAUAAUACCUUCUUUUAUUUCGGAUCCAUUUUCGCGGCGUGGUGUACGUACGGCACUUUCAAAAACCCUACGUCGUGGAGUUGGAGAAUUCCCUCCAUCUUGCAAGGAGCCAUUCCAGUCAUCCAGCUUGUCGGACUCUUCUUCCUUCCAGAGUCUCCUCGCUGGCUCAUGAGUCGAGGCCGCAAAGAGGAAGCGCGAAAGGUCUUUGCAGACUGCCAUGCUGGCGGUGACCUUCAUAGCCCUUUGGUCGAGUUCGAGAUGCGCGAAGUCGAGCAAACCCUGAGUGAAGAAGCUGAAGCUAUGUCAAAGUCUUCCUGGUUUGACCUCGUCCGAAGCCCGGCGAAUCGGAAGCGAACUCUCCUUGCAGUCAUCGUUGGCUUCUUUAGUCAAUGGAACGGUGUCAGUGUAGUCAGCUACUACAUCAACUUGGUCCUCAAUACAAUCGGCAUCACUGAGGUCAAGGACCAGACUCUCAUCAACGGAAUCUUGCAAAUCUACAACUGGCUCAUUUCAACUUUCCUCGGGGCCCUCAUGGUGGACCGGUUUGGUCGUCGUCCACUGUUCCUUGUUUCCACUGGAGGCAUGCUCGUGAGCUACAUCAUCUGGACAGGCCUCACAUCUCACUUUGUUACCAGUCAGAACGAGGCUACUGGCAGAGCCGUCGUGGGGUUCAUCUUCAUCUUCUAUUUCUUCUACGACAUCGCCUGGACGCCCCUGUUGCAGGCCUACCCAGUGGAAAUCUUCCCCUACACUUUGCGUGGUCGCGGGCUCUCUGUCACGUAUGUCACCGCCUUCACUGGUCUCAUCAUUGGCAACCAGGUCAACCCAAUUGCUAUGAAGACAAUCGCAUGGAAGUACUAUAUCGUCUUUUGCUGUAUUCUCGGGCUGUUGUUGGUUCUGAUUUGGUUCUUGUUCCCCGAGACGAAGGGUCAUACUCUCGAAGAGAUCAGGGAGGUCUUCGAAGGAAAGUCUGAGAAGACCAACAAGGAGGCGGAUAUUGAAGGUGGAGAGGGCGACGAGUCCAAGGAAGGCAAAGUUAGGCAGGUCGAGUUGGCUUGA
Colletotrichum karsti is the source of this 1194-nucleotide messenger RNA. RefSeq names its product lactose permease. The transcript is spliced from 5 exons. The coding region runs from base 1 to 1194 and encodes 397 amino acids. The record is from RefSeq and is a predicted model, not a curated record. Gene Ontology annotation, cellular component: membrane. Gene Ontology annotation, molecular function: carbohydrate:proton symporter activity. Lineage: Eukaryota; Fungi; Ascomycota; Sordariomycetes; Glomerellales; Glomerellaceae. Gene Ontology annotation, biological process: transmembrane transport; carbohydrate transport.